GGAAACCGCCCAUCGCUAUUUGUUUUAUUUCGAGAUAAGCCAUUUUGUUGUACCAGUCAACCUCCUUCAACCAGCUCAACCUCCUCCGACCAGCUCCGCCGCACAGAAGCACGCAGAAGCAGAAGCAGAAGCAAGAGAAGUAUGGAACAAACUCAACCUCCUCCAACCAGCUCCGCCGCACCGCCGGCAUCUCCCCUCAUCCCUACCAACACCACAACCACAACCACAACCACGACCACCACCCCCGUAAACACCUCUCAACCCUACCCAGACUCGUCGCCGCCGCCGCUGAAUUUCUCUGAUCUGGAGCGAAUCGACCCAAUUGGAAAAGACACAGGCGACAUCGACAACGACAACGACAACAGCCUCUACAGCGUCAUCCACCGCCUCACCGGUUCUUUCUAUUCCUUAAAAACCAUUUCCUCCUCCUCCUCCUCCUCCUCCUCCUCCUACAGCCAAGGCGACCCUCACAUCCUCCGGGACUUGGAGAUCACUCGCGCCUUAGACAAUCCCAACUUGGUCAAAUGCCACGCCGUGUUCGAUCACGGUACCCACAUCCAUUUCCUGCUCGAAUACAUCCACGGCCAAUCCCUUGAAGGAAUCCAAUUGAACCACGAGCCCUUCCUCUCUCAUCUCACCCUUCAAAUCCUCUCUGGAUUGUCCUAUCUCCAUCUCAGAAAAAUUACCCAUGGCGAUAUCAGACCCUCCAAUCUAUUAGUCGACCUUCUGGGACGACGAUUCAAAAUAGCAUAUUUCGGGUUAUCCAGAAUCACAAAAGAAAUAGCCUACAUGAGCCCCGAAAGAAUCAACACUGAUCUCAAUCGGGGAUUCUAUGAUGAUGUUGGGUAUGCAGGGGAUAUUUGGGGAAUUGGGUUAUGCAUUCUUCAAUUGUAUAUGGGUAGAUACCCAAUUGAGGUUGAACUUGAGGACAAUUGCCCCAACAUUGCGUCGGCGAUAUGUUUGCGACAGCCGCCUGAAGCGCCGCCAACGGCAUCGAGGGAGUUUCGAGACUUCAUUGCGUGCUGUUUGCAAAGUGAUCCAGCGAAGAGAUGGACCGCACAUCAAUUGUUGCAGCAUCCUUUCAUUAGACAGAAUGCUAGCACCAACAAGAAAUGGAUUUUGCCCUUCUUUUUUGCAAUUUUUGGAUCAAAACAGAACAGCAAUUUUGAUGAUGAUGUGCAAUUGCUCAACUUAAAUUCACGAAAGGUGCCUCCCUAUGACUGGGUCAGGAAUGCGGUGGACAAAAUGCCUUCAAGGAACUUGAACGAGAUUGAGUCAGAGUUAGGUCCGUUUUCCAGGCCAAGACAAUCCCAAGAACGGCUUGCCCUCACAAAAUUUUUGAACAUGAGCCCAAAUGAAUUCUGGCAGAAGGUGAUGGAAGCCACUGUUAUUGGCAGUCAUGCAAUUGAAACUCCUCAUCAAACUGUAGGUACAGUAAUAGAAACAGAAAGAGAGGCAGAGGCAGAGGCAGAGACAGAGACAGAGACAGAGACAGAUGAUCAACUUGUCAUUCAGCCACCAGUUGAACCAUCACUUACCAGUGUAGAACUUCCUGACCAAGCAAUGUGGGAUAUGUGCAAACAAUUUAAGAGUUGUAUGCUGUAUUGUUCUUUGUUUCCAGUUGGUUACAAAUUUGAUAAGGAUAGUUUGGUUCAAAUGUGGAUUGCGGAAGGGUUAAUCGAGGCAGAAGAGAAUGAAAGAAUGGAGGAUUUUGGCGGUCUGUAUUUUGAUUAUAUGUCCAAGUGGGAAUAUGUAGUGCCAGCUGGAUUUGAUCAUGUUGGCAAUCAGGAAACUUACAGAGUAGGGGAGGCUAUGGCUUCAAUACUCGAGAAAGAAUCUUUGGCACCCCAAUAUUGCAGAGUUGAGGAUAGUCACUUGGCUGAUCUAUCCAUACUGUCAAUGCAUUUGUCUUUGGUAUGCAACUACAUUGAUCAGAAUACUUUUGAGGCGCUCAAAAGAUGCACUAACUUGAGAACACUUCUGUUGCUUGGCCAUUAUGGUUCUUCUGUUAAACAAGUGCCUCAUGAUCUUUUCUUGGGCCUAGAGUUAUUAAGGGUUUUAGAUUUGAGUUGUACCCAUCUAUCUCAAUUACCAAAUUCCGUUGGCAACCUGAAGUCAUUGCAAUACAUUGAUGUCUCGGAGACACGCCUCAAACGGUUGCCUGAGGUGGUGGAUUGCCUUCUCAAUUUACAGACAUUGAGACUCAGAGGUUGUUUAGACCUAGUUGGAUUACCAAAAAACAUCAGCAAGUUAGUCAACCUACGACAUCUGGAUCUUGAUAUUGCUCGUCAGUUAAAGUCAAUGCCCACGGGAUUGGGGAAUUUAACUAACCUUCAAACUUUGAGUACAUUCCUUGUUGGUAGGGAGGAUGGAUGUCGUAUAGGAGAGCUAAAGAAUAUGAAUAACCUUAGCGGAUCAUUAUGCAUUUGGAGACUUGAAAAUGUUUUGAAUAAGGAGGAGGCUAAAUUAGCUGCUUUGAGUAAUAAGAAGUACCUCAAUAAGUUGGAGUUGCGGUGGGGUGAUCUUUGGGAUGAAAAGGCUGAGGAGGAAGAGGAAAUCUUAGAAUGUCUGCGGCCCCACUCUGGCCUCAAAGAGUUGCAGAUAUUGUUCUACAAGGGCUCAAAGCUGCCAAGUUGGAUCAGUAGUCCAUCAUUUGUUAACAUAGCUAGUAUUACACUCUUCAAGUGCACAAGUUGUUAUUUCCUCCCAUCUAUUGGAGAACUGCCAUCUCUGAAGUCACUUACAUUAGUUGAAAUGAAUAGGGUGAGAGAUAUUAAUCGCCUGUUUUGCAGGGAUGAAACCAGUCAAGGGUAUAAUGCAUUUCCAAAGUUAGAGAAACUAACAUUUGAUGUCAUGUUUAACCUAGAAGAAUGGACAGGAGUGGAGAAUGGCGACUUUCCAUGCCUUCUUCAACUUACAAUAAAAUACUGUCCAAAACUAAUUUCUCUUCCAUGUCUUUCACUUCUCAGAUCUCUUAAAUAUUUUGAAAUUAGCCACUGUCCAGAGCUCUCAUCUUUUCCUGAGGAGGGCCUGCCAGCGUCACUUGGAUUUCUAAUGGUGAGAAAUUGUCCGUCAUUAAAAGAACGGUGCCGAACGGGUGAAGGUGAAGACUGGUUGAAGAUAGCACAUGUGCCUAGCAUAUGGAUUGAUCACCAAGAGAUUUUUUUAGAUUGAGGAUAUGAGUGUCUCGACCUGUCAAGAGACUUGGUGUAGGUGGAUUUGAUGCCUCCUGAUUUUGCUGGAUUGUGGAGUACAAAAAGGGGUUGUUUGUUUAUGUAAUAAUUGUCAUAGCAUGAACUUAAGAUUUGAUGGAAAGCAUGGAGAUGAAAAAUGUUGACUUUGGAAAGAUAAAAGUGGCUGUUUGUCUUUGGAUAGACUGACAAAGAAUGGGCUAAGAAGUCUUGAUGGAAUGUUUUGGAAAAGGUCUGCAAGCUGUGAGUAUGACUGGCAAGACAUAGGCUGAAGAGUUGUAAGAAAUCAUGGCAAAAGUUUGUGAAAUGGCCGAGACAUCAUUCACCAUCGCACCCCCGACAGUGACCAUUGCGCCCGCAAUGUGUAGACAUUGCGCUUGCGAAUAAGUUGCGAUGCCGCUGAGAUCAAAACAUGUUCCCAGUAUCUUCUCAACAUCUGUCUUCUGUGCACGCGAAAGACAUUAUCGCCCCUGCGAUAUUCAAAGGUCGCGCCUGCAAACUGUCCGCGACCAAAGCACCUCCCAGUAUCUGCCUCAGCAUUCAUCUCUGCAGCCUGCAAAGAGAAGACCGUGGCUGCAAAUGCAUAUGUCGCGCCCGCGACAAAGAAGGUCGCACCCGCGAUGGUGGUUUCUCUAUAUAUAUCGAGCUUGUUCUGUUUUGUGACUUACCGCUUCCCAUUCUGAAGUUUGAGACUUUUCUGAGAGUGUUGUAGUGAGGUUAUCUUGUAUCCAUCUCUCAUGUUUACUUGAUGAUUCAUUUGUAUUUUUAUGUCUUUCUAGUAAUCAUCAAGUUUGUAAAAGACAUCUAAACAGUUUGUAAGUGUUCUUGGUGGAUUCCAAGAACUUGAGUUGUAAGCUCUGGUGGAUUCUAGAGUGUUCUUGUCGUGGACUUGACAUUAUUGUUGUGGAUUCAAUAGCGGAGGCGGAUAUCCACAAGAUGAAGGAUAGAGGUGGACCUACUUGAAGAUCUUGAGCAAACUUGUGUGCCUGGAUUGGUCUUUGUAAGAAAUUUCUUGUAUUACUCUUCUUCAUAGUGGAUUAUUCUUCUAGUUGAGAGCCCGUGGUUUUUUAUCA
Camellia sinensis is the source of this 4264-nucleotide messenger RNA. The record is from RefSeq and is a predicted model, not a curated record. NCBI's taxonomy places the organism in Eukaryota, Viridiplantae, Streptophyta, Magnoliopsida, Ericales, Theaceae.